Messenger RNA from Pteropus alecto (black flying fox), 4429 nucleotides. RefSeq names its product sideroflexin 5 (gene SFXN5). Gene Ontology annotation, cellular component: mitochondrial inner membrane. The coding region runs from base 345 to 1367 and encodes 340 amino acids. Gene Ontology annotation, molecular function: citrate transmembrane transporter activity; monoatomic ion transmembrane transporter activity. The record is from RefSeq and is a predicted model, not a curated record. The transcript has 14 exons. Gene Ontology annotation, biological process: monoatomic ion transport; citrate transport; mitochondrial transmembrane transport. Lineage: Eukaryota; Metazoa; Chordata; Mammalia; Chiroptera; Pteropodidae.
UCCACGAGCAACGCUCACCGCAGCAACUCGAACUUCUAAGGGCAGGUAACCAGCGAGGGGUCACCCCGUGGGCUCCUAUCGGGACCUCAGAGUCGUACACGCACUCUCUUCCCAGACUGCCGAACCUACUAAUACUGAAGGUGGGAACAGAAUCCAGGUCUGAGUCGGUGCCACUCUUCGCAGUCUAGGGUCGUCAAGCGUCGUGACAAGGAAAACUACACUCCCCACAACCCCUUGCGCCUCUGGCUCGCUGCGGUUGCUUAUGGCCAAUCGGGAGAGGCAGCUGUGGCGGGGGCCGAGGAGGGACAUUUUAAAAGGGCCGGAGAUUGCGGGCGUCAGUGGCCAUGGCGGAUACAGCGACUACUGCAUCGGCGGCAGCGGCAAGUGCCGCUAGCGCCUCGACGGAUGCACCUCCUUUCCAGCUGGGCAAACCCCGCUUCCAGCAGACAUCCUUCUAUGGCCGCUUCAGGCACUUCUUGGAUAUCAUUGACCCUCGCACGCUCUUUGUCACUGAGAGACGUCUCAGAGAGGCUGUGCAGCUGCUGGAGGACUACAAGCACGGAACCCUACGCCCGGGGGUCACCAAUGAACAGCUCUGGAGUGCACAGAAAAUCAAGCAGGCUAUUCUACACCCGGACACCAAUGAGAAGAUCUUCAUGCCAUUUAGAAUGUCAGGUUACAUUCCUUUUGGGACGCCAAUUGUGGUCGGUCUUCUCUUGCCCAACCAGACACUGGCAUCCACUGUCUUCUGGCAGUGGCUGAACCAGAGCCACAACGCUUGUGUCAACUAUGCAAACCGAAAUGCUACCAAGCCUUCACCUGCAUCCAAGUUCAUCCAGGGCUACCUAGGAGCGGUCAUCAGUGCUGUCUCCAUCGCGGUGGGCCUUAAUGUCCUGGUUCAGAAAGCCAACAAGUUCACCCCAGCCACCCGCCUUCUCGUGCAGAGAUUUGUGCCCUUUCCCGCUGUAGCCAGCGCCAAUAUCUGCAAUGUGGUCCUGAUGCGGUAUGGGGAGCUGGAGGAAGGGAUCGAUGUCCUGGAUGCUGAUGGCAACCUCGUGGGCUCCUCCAAGAUCGCAGCCAGACACGCCCUGCUGGAGACGGCAUUGACGCGAGUGGUCCUCCCCAUGCCCAUCCUGGUGCUUCCACCAAUCGUCAUGUCCAUGCUGGAGAAGACGGCUCUCCUGCAGGCGCGGCCCAGGCUGCUCCUCCCCGUGCAAAGCCUCGUGUGCCUGGCAGCCUUUGGGCUGGCCCUGCCGCUAGCCAUCAGCCUCUUCCCACAGAUGUCAGAGAUCGAAACAUCCCAGUUAGAGCCUGAGAUUGCCCGGGCCACAAGCAGCCGGACAGUGGUGUACAACAAGGGGCUGUGAGUGGUGGCCAGCUGGCCUGGGGAUGCAGCGUUGUCCAAGCCGGAGAUUAGGGGCGGGGAAGGAAUCUUAUGGGCUUCACCUGCAGGGAGGGGCAAGCUGACCCCACUAGUCCUGGGCCACCUGGGGAGGCGGUCUCCAUCCACAGUGGUAGGGAGACUAAUCUAUUCACUUGUUAACAUAAGGGAGAGGAAUUCUGACACAUUUCCUAUAAAAAAUAAUCAAAUGCAUUUCUGGGCCUUACGUGGGGUUGUCAAAACUCUACUCAGCACAAUUAUGUGUGAAGCUGAAAAAUACUGUAGAGUGCCCACUGGUAGAGUUAGGAUCCUUUUAUACUUUGUUUUGUUUUGUUGUUGUUGUUUUUUUAUCAGAAUCAAGCCUUGGUUGCAGCUGCCCAGAUUCAUUGCUGCUAGCAGGUGGACAGGUGGCGGGAGUAAGAGUAGGCCUGGGAGCUAGUUGUUUUAGUGGCCGUGCUGGUAGAUUUAAGAUAUUACUGUGGCCAGGACUGGUGUCUUCCUGGGCUGGACAGGGGUGGGGAAGGGAGGGGAGGCAGUCUACACCUCACAGGAUGAACCAGCUAUGAUUAAGGUCCUCAGGAGGUGGCCCAGGGAAUGAAGGAACACUGGAGGCCUCUGGAAGUUUCCAUGGGCAGCUGCCUCUCGGUGUGGCUGGCCUUUAUCCAUGACAUACCUGCAGAACCAGUUCUUCUGAAGCCCAGUAACACACUGGGUCUGUCGUUACCCUCCAUUGAUCCCCGAUCCCCUUGAGGCCCCUGAGAAGACCCAGCUCAAGGCAGAAAGCCUCGAGAAGGAAGAGUGUUAAGCAUGGAUAUGCACUCUGGUGCAUUUCUGCACUACGGAACAUCCUUCUUUCGGGCACCAGGCUGGAAGCUUGGCACUGGGGCCAAGGGUAGGGCUGGAGCUGGGCUGACUGUCAUCGGGGGAGCCUCUCCAGCCACCGAACCUGCCUGUUCCAUCCUGCUUCCUGAGCAGAAGGUCUUGUGGCUGAGAGUAUGGAGGCCAAAUCUCUAGGCACCUGUCUGAGAGGAAGCUUCAACCCAGGAAUGGCAGGCCCCGGCUCUGGCACUAAUGGGCUGUGCGAGCUUGGACAAAUCCAUGCUCUUCUCUGAGCUUUCACUCUCUGCUCGGAACCAGAAGACUGGAUUGAGAGGUUCCCACCCACUCUUCCUCGUCUUUGCCUGUACUACGCAGAUGCUGGUCAUCUCAGGCACAUCCCGGCGUGGACACUGAACUGGGAAAGGGGUGGGCCUCUUUGGGAAUGGCUAGCAUUUGGACUCAGAACCUGGACUUUUCCCUGCUGUAUGUGACCCCACAUCCUGCGAGCACUUGACCUUUGCCAAACACUUUACAGCUCUGAAAGAGGAGGUAGCGUGAUGCCUGGGCCUGAGUGGAGGGGCGGGGGGAGAAGAGGCACACCCACAUGCCGCCUCUCACCCUGCACUGGCCUUGAGGCCCUUUGCUGCUGGCUGCUGUCCCUCUUCCAUUUGCAGGCCAGGAGAGGGGAGAGCUCUGCAGAGGAAAGCAGGGCCUGAGGUGGGGGUGAGCAGGGUACCCCCUCAUCUGAAAGGCCCGAAAGAGAGGAAACACGAGACUGAACACACCCCUCCCCUGACCCCAACUGGAAUGAGCCCUUGACAUGCAGCUCCAGGGCCUCGCUUCCCUUGGUGACUCCACCUGCGAGAGACCUGACUGGAGGUGAACACGUGCAUGUGCAGGAAGAGGCUGGUGCAGAGCGGUGAGGGCAUGGCCACCGGCUGCUCUCGCUAUCCUUAGGGUGGGGGGAGUUGUGGUGAGGUGGGUCUUCCACAGGCAUCGAUACCAUGCACCCCCCGCCCAGAAUCCCCUGCUGCCCUUACCUUGCCAGGCCCUGGGAGCCGCCCAGCUAGCUCCGCAGGAUGUUGCACUGAGGGCCCCUCGCUCUUCCCCAUCAGGAAGGGGAGAAGGCAGAGACAAGCAUGGAAGACAAAACAGCAGAAGGAAGGAGUGUCAUGGUAUUGGAGGGGCAGGGCAGGUAUUUUUUUAGCUACUCCCACCAUAAUGUGUCAGUGAUUGAGGGCCGGACAUGUCUGAGUCCUCUUUUGCAAAGCCCACUUCAAGCUCACCCUGCCCCACCUCUCAACGAGUCUUUUUCUUGUGCACUUUACCUUGGGAUUAGAACUGCCCACCCCAACUUCACUCCCACCACGUCCAGAGGCCUGGCAGAGAUGAGGUCUCUCCAACUCAACCCUCUGUGCUGGCUACCUGAACCAGCUCCACCCCAGUCCCAGCCCUAUGGCCCCUGCAUUUCAUAACCUACUUACUUUGUCUCCUGGAUGAUUUCCAGUCAUGCUCCCAAAUACAAUUUCAGGUCAGCUAAAGGGGCUCCUCCUGGUGGGGUGGUGGUGGCAAGUGAUCCUUAUAGCUUGGGUGAUGGUGACAGAGAUUUAGCAAGCCAUGCUGCCGAGCCCUGGUCUGGUUACGGAGAACACUGUGAAGGGAAACUUUCAGCCAACAUCCAUCCCCUACUCUGCUGAGGCCAGAGGAAGGCAGGCCUCAUGGGAAGAUUGUUUCAUGACAGGGGAGCAGGCCGAGCCAUGACCCACAGUCAGGGUAGGGCUAGUCCAGCGGUGCCAGAAUCCAGAGCAUACCUGCAACUUGUUCUUCAAUACUGGUGUAUCUGCCCGACCCUCCUCCAGUCACUUCAAACUAUCCAGAAGGCUUGGGGAUGCCUUCUCCCAUUUCCAGGAAGCAAUCUGAGUGUGCAGGGACCGAAAGCCCAAGAUGUCAAGAUGGCCGACAGACCCCUUUACAUUUCCUGGUGGUGGGUUAUUUCCUGUCCUGGGCCUCUAGCUUGGCAGAAGGUGGGGUCCUGUGAGGAGAAAGGCCAGUGAACAGAAGCAAGGUGGUUUCCCAGCCCUGGGCCAGUGUGAGUAAGGGACCAGCACACAUGCCUCAGCCAUACAAGUUACUUUGCAGUGUCUUUUUAACCUUCUCAGAAAAUUUCUUAAUCCCUGUGAUUUGUGUAAUACUAAUGAACUGUGGGUAAUAAAUGAUGGCUUUAAAGCA